Molecule: messenger RNA, 6481 nt
Organism: Ctenopharyngodon idella (grass carp)
Lineage: Eukaryota; Metazoa; Chordata; Actinopteri; Cypriniformes; Xenocyprididae
Gene: atp2a3
Product: ATPase sarcoplasmic/endoplasmic reticulum Ca2+ transporting 3
Exons: 22
Coding region: 493-3468 (991 amino acids)
Biological process (GO): intracellular calcium ion homeostasis; calcium ion transmembrane transport
Cellular component (GO): membrane
Molecular function (GO): ATP hydrolysis activity; P-type calcium transporter activity; ATP binding
Source: RefSeq, a predicted model, not a curated record
GGAACUCACAGUCACCUCGACAGCUUCCUUCAUCCACGACAAACUGCUCACCGUUUUAUUCUCCUCCAGACACGGAAAUUAAUUUGGCGCAGUUCUCGAUUACGGCGGUUUUUCUUUUUCAUACACACACCGCGAACGUGAGCCGCCUUUCACUUCUCUCAGGUAACGCGAGCCAAUAAGAGCUUGCGGACGGUGCUCAAACAAGCGAGCUCACGGAAAAAGAGGCGGGAACAUCGCGCACCUUCAGAGGACGCGGAGCGCGUGCGCGCGCAUUCACAUCGCUCGAGCUCACACAGAGUAUCAGCUUCACGGGCUCAAACCGGCGGAUUGCAGAAGGGGCAGGUGGACGUCUGCGCAGACUACCACCUCCACUUGGCGGUCUGAAAGCACCUCGGUGGAAAUUUAGCCACUUCUCACAGCCUGUCCGUGAUCUCGGUUUCAUUUGUCACAAAUACAUGCCGUUCAAGUGCUCGUAGUAAACAGUUCCUCGAGAUGGAAAACGCCCACACUAAAUCUGCAUCAGAAGUUUUAGCAAACUUCGGUGUGAACGAAAACACUGGACUCACGCUGGAACAAGUGAAAAAUAAUUUUGAAAGAUAUGGACCUAACGAGCUCCCAGCCGAAGAAGGUAAAUCUCUGUGGGAGCUGGUCGUGGAGCAGUUUGAGGACCUCCUGGUGAGGAUUUUGCUGCUGGCAGCCUGCGUGUCUUUUGUGUUGGCACUGUUUGAGGAUGGGGAGGAGUCGACCACAGCUUUUGUGGAGCCUAUUGUCAUCCUGCUCAUUCUGGUGGCCAACGCAGUCAUUGGAGUCUGGCAGGAGCGAAAUGCAGAGAAUGCCAUCGAGGCUCUGAAGGAGUACGAGCCAGAGAUGGGCAAAGUGUACCGCAUCAACCGCACGGCCGUACAGAGGAUCAAAGCUCGAGACAUCGUGCCUGGAGAUAUUGUGGAGGUUUCUGUUGGGGAUAAAGUGCCAGCAGAUAUCAGGAUCACAUCAAUCAAAUCCACAACCCUAAGAGUGGACCAGUCCAUUCUCACAGGCGAAUCUGUGUCUGUUAUCAAACACACCGAUCCCGUGCCAGAUCCUCGAGCUGUCAAUCAAGACAAAAAGAACAUGCUGUUUUCUGGCACAAACAUCGCUGCGGGUCGGGCCAUCGGCGUUGUCAUCUCCACCGGUGUUUCCACCGAAAUCGGUAAGAUCCGUAACCAGAUGGCGGCAACUGAGCAGGAGAAAACCCCACUGCAGCAGAAGCUGGAUGAGUUCGGCCAACAGCUCUCGAAGGUCAUCUCUCUCGUCUGCAUCGCCGUCUGGGUCAUUAACAUCGGCCAUUUCGCCGACCCGGUCCACGGCGGCUCGUGGAUCCGAGGUGCCAUCUACUACUUUAAGAUUGCCGUGGCCUUGGCAGUGGCUGCUAUCCCGGAGGGUCUACCAGCUGUCAUCACCACCUGCCUGGCGCUGGGCACCCGUCGCAUGGCCAAGAAAAACGCCAUUGUUCGUUCGCUGCCCUCGGUGGAGACGCUGGGAUGCACCUCCGUUAUCUGCUCAGACAAGACGGGGACCCUGACGACCAACCAGAUGUCUGUCUGCAGGAUGUUUGUGGUUAAUAAGGCUGAUGACACCAGCUGCUCCCUGCAUGAGUUCACUAUCACUGGCUCAACCUAUGCUCCAGAGGGACAAGUGCUGAUGGCUGACAAGCCGGUGCAGUGUGGAGAAUAUGAUGGUCUGGUGGAACUGGCUACUAUCUGCUCCCUGUGCAACGACUCUUCUCUGGACUAUAAUGAGGCUAAAGGAGUGUACGAGAAAGUGGGCGAGGCCACGGAAACUGCGCUCACGACGCUGGUGGAGAAGAUGAACGUGUUUAAAACGGACCUCUCUGGACUCAGCAAAGUGGACCGAGCUGCAGCGUGCAACUUGAUUAUCAGAAAACUAAUGCAGAAAAAAUUCACACUGGAGUUUUCUAGAGACAGGAAGUCCAUGUCUGUGUACUGCUCUCCCAAUGGCUCAAACUCUCAGAGCAAGAUGUUUGUCAAGGGUGCUCCAGAGAGCGUGAUUGACCGCUGUCAGUUUGUGCGUGUUGGUAAAAACCGUGUCCCGUUGACCAUGGCAGUGAAGGAGGAGCUGAUGAGCACUAUUAGAGACUGGGGGUCAGGCAGGGACACACUGCGCUGCUUGGCUUUGGCCACACGAGACACUCCCCCUUCUGAUGACAAAAUGGACCUGGAGAACUCUGUCAAGUUCGCGGAGUAUGAAUCAAAUCUCACCUUCGUUGGCUGUGUGGGGAUGUUGGAUCCACCCAGAAAGGAGGUGAUUGGCUCAGUGAAGCUGUGCAGCAAGGCCGGUAUACGUGUCAUCAUGAUCACCGGGGACAACAAGGGCACCGCCGUGGCCAUCUGCAGACGCAUCGGCAUUUUCAAUGAGGAUGAAGAUGUGGAAGGAAGGGCCUACACGGGUAGAGAGUUCGAUGACCUGACUCCAGAGGCCCAGCGAGAGGCUGUGAAAAGGGCACGGUGCUUCGCCCGUGUCGAGCCUGCACACAAGUCAAAGAUUGUUGCUUAUCUACAGUCCUUUGAUGAGAUCACAGCGAUGACUGGAGAUGGCGUGAAUGAUGCCCCUGCCUUAAAAAAGGCUGAAAUUGGCAUCGCCAUGGGCUCAGGCACAGCUGUAGCCAAGUCAGCCUCCGAAAUGGUGCUCUCUGAUGAUAACUUCUCCACCAUCGUGGCCGCAGUGGAGGAGGGACGAGCCAUCUACAACAACAUGAAGCAGUUUAUCCGUUACCUCAUCUCCUCCAACGUGGGAGAGGUGGUGUGUAUUUUCCUGACAGCCAUCCUUGGCCUGCCUGAGGCUUUGAUCCCUGUCCAGCUGUUGUGGGUGAACCUGGUGACGGAUGGUCUGCCGGCCACUGCCCUGGGCUUCAACCCCCCUGACCUGGACAUCAUGGACAAGCCCCCCCGAAACCCUAAGGAGCCUCUUAUUUCUGGCUGGCUCUUCUUCAGAUACCUGGCCAUUGGAGGAUAUGUGGGUCUAGGCACUGUCAGUGCUGCUACCUGGUGGUAUUUGUUUGAUGAGGAGGGGCCACAGGUGUCCUUUUAUCAACUGCGACACUUCAUGCAGUGUACAGAAGAAAACCCCAUGUUUGAGGGCAUUAACUGUGAGGUCUUUGAGUCACGUUACCCCACCACCAUGGCUCUCUCUGUGCUUGUUACCAUAGAGAUGUUCAACGCUCUUAACAGCCUGUCAGAGAAUCAGUCUCUGCUGAGGAUGCCUCCCUGGGUGAAUAUAUGGCUGCUGGGAGCAAUAAUCCUGUCCAUGUCUCUACACUUCCUCAUCCUGUAUGUGGAGCCUCUACCGCUGAUCUUCCAGGUAACUCCGCUGCAUUAUUCCCAAUGGAUUGUAGUCCUCAAGAUCUCAAUUCCUGUCAUCCUAUUGGAUGAGGCACUCAAGUAUAUCUCCCGCCACCACUUAGAAGUUUAACUUUGUCCUCUCAUCUUUUAAAAGGUGAAGAGGAGGAAAGGUACAGGAAGAGUCGGCAGCUGAAAUUCUAGGACAACUUCCUCCAGACACACAUGAACACACACAAGCCCACCCCUGCCUUUUUCCUCCGUUCUUUUAAGACUGCACCCCAUGCGCACGCAUUCACACACACACGCGUCAUCAGACUCCUCGUCAUCAGUUCUCCCGUGUCUCAGCUGCAUGUUCAGCCACCACUAAAACAAGCAGGGCUUGUAGUUUGUUACAGUGUGUGUGUAUGUGUGUGUGUGAGAGAGUGAGACAUUAGGUCUGUGCGCGUGUGUGUAUGUGCUGGCACGUGCAUGGGCCUAAUUCAAUCAUGUCAAGCAGUUGCGUGACCAUUUGUUUUAUUUUAUCUUGCUUUUAGCUUUCAACACACUUGCUGUACAUAUUAGGGCAGUUACCAGUGCAUCUGAGGGAGAUGAAGAGGGUUUGAGGUUAAACAUUUGGGUGUUACAGGUUAAAUUCACUGGGGGGGUGAUGAAUCAUAAUUUGACCAUAGAAAAAAAAAUCACUAUAAGCAAUGAAAAGAGAUGAAAAUUGAAAAAGAGAGGAUGGAGAUGGCACCAUAGGGGUCUUGUAACGUGUGAAUGUUUGUUUGGACAGAAUGGCCAGUUUCUUUAAGUGGUCAACUCCAGUUUCUUUCUGCUUCCUCUCUUCUUUUACAGAUGGGGUUGCCACCUUCAGUACUUCUCUUAGCUAUACGUUUCCUUAAGAUAACUUUACACAAGACUAAACCUGGCAGCAUAUUUGUAUAUUACACUUGAAGAAUAAAAAAAAAAUCUGCAUUUGUUUUAGAUUAAGUCUAAAAUGGGUGUCGCUUAAACCUGAGAAUUUUGAAACGCACUCAGUUUAGGAUGUGUAAUAAUAGGCCCAGGAAUGAAUUUCAAAACUGUCCAAAAGUUUUUUUUACAUAUGAUUGUAAACACAAAGCGAGCAAGUGAAUUGAUGAAUCCCAGAGUUCUCCUCUUCUUCACCUCCUUUAUUCUCUAGAGUGAACUCCAGUUGAACACUAGUAACUACAGGUAUGUGCUGCAAGUAAAUCGAUCCAAACAUAGAGCAGCCUGUCACAUGCUGUAAGUAUUAAUAUCAAUGGCAGGUUUUGAAAGGAAAGAGGAGGAAAGAAAGGGAUUUGUUAAUUGACGUGAAGGGCAGUCGAGGUCUGCAGCAUUGCUUAACAUUAUCUGACACACAGACUGAAACAAACACAUUUCCCCCUCAUUACAGAGUGAAGGGGUCUCACUUGAAUGUACUUUCCCUCGCUUCUUCCCUGUACCGUUUUAUCCUAGUAAAUGUAAUCACAGCUGUUUAACAUCUUUAGUCCUAAGCUGCACCUCUUUCAUCUUUUAAUACUGUAUGCUGCCAAAUGGCUUUUUUCCUUUGCUCGUUUUAUUUCCUCCAUAUUCUACAUUUUGUUUGAGUUGAAAUGGUCGUCAUCAUGAACACACAAACAUCCUUAACGCAGUGGGUCUUGCCGUACAUGUCUGCAGAGGGAGGACUCUCUACCGCUAGUGCUUUUCUUGCAAUCUUGAUGAACUUGGCUGCUUUUUCGUUCUUUUUUUUGUUUUGUUUUUAAUAAAGUAAUAAUAAUGUAUUUGACUGAAAGAACCCAGGUGGUUUAGUUUGUCAAUUUUGCUGUUAAGGGUAUGAUAUGCCUUCAUCGAUCUGUUGGGAAAUGCUGGUGUGCUGUUUUCAGACAAAUCGGCAAACCAACUACGCCUGUGCCUGGUGUCAUUAUGCUUACCGUGGUAAAACUGCAGUGUGAAGAGUCUGUGUCCGCUUGUUAGCUAUGAUGGCAUCCUUUUGUCACAGUCUAGAAUCAUCUGUUUAGCCAGUAACAUAUGUGAGUGAUGUAAAUGCUAUUUAAAACAGACAAGCUCUGUGUCCCAUGUGCUCUCACACCUUUAACUAUUCCAAUGGCAAUGUAUUACCAUAUAACUUUAGGGUCAGCGUAUUGACACGAGGCAGUAAGGCCGCUUUAUCACACUAGCAUCUGCGCCAAUAGAAAGUGUGGGCUUGUACAGCCUUGCUAAUAACUACUGAUCUCUUGAACUCUGUACAGAAAAAAAAAAAAAUGAAAUACCUGAUUGCAUGGAACCUUGUUACUGUAAUUAAUAACCUAUACAGUAUGUUUAAUUUUUUUAAUAAUGACUUAAAUGAAACAUCACCACCCGGAAGAAAACAGUCCAAAAAACUUUUUUUUCUUCUUCUCUGCGUUCAAGUAACCGAGGAUGAGAAUAUUUUGUAGAAUAGUGGAGGUUGUUUAUUCAUUGUUACAGUUUGUUUUUAAAGGUUGCAGGGGUUUUUCUGUCUCUUUUCAGUUUAGCUUAGGAGUUGAAAAAUAAAAAUAAGAAUUGUGCUAAGGAUCAUUUUUGCAACUGUAAUUGGGUUUGAAUGUCUGAGGAUUUUUUUUUUGUUUGUUUGUCUGUUUUGUUUGUUUGAUUGUUCUGGUAAAGGAACAUCGUGUGGUUUACACAGAGUGACGUCCAGUAGUCAGUACUGGCUUAUGAAGUCGUUGUCUUGAAGGGCUUGGUGUGGGUACAUGUGCCUCCAGAGGUAUGAAAUGUCUGUGUGUUAUGCAGAAAGUUGGACGUCCACUUUGUAAAUCUAUUUCCAUUCAUUUACAAACUCCUUUUGUUGGUGCUUCUGCUACAUACUGUUUUCAUCAAACAAUACUGAAUGUUUUCAUUCUGAAACGUACUUGAUUGUUCGUUAUGAACACUUUCGAAAGGUUGACAAUCAGGAAAGCAAACAAAAGAUUUUAGUUACGUUUCCUUCCAUUCGCUCUCGAGUUCAGUGUGGUCCUGAGAUGAUCCGUUCGUACUGGACAGCUGUCUUUCUGCCUGCGCACAAACCGGCUGGAGCUUUGCACCCACUACUGAGAAAGAAUUCUCUGUAAACGCCUUGGUAAUAUUAAUUGUGGAUACAUAAUUUUAUAUAUGACAUGUCAAAUAAAGAUUAUUUAUCUUAUAAUUUA